AAACGUUCUAACGAAGUGGCUCAAGUGUUUACUGAAAUAAUGCCUGUAUACGUACAAGACCACUGAGCAUCUAUACCUUAAUCACACCAGUUGUUAUGAGCUGUGUUUGUAUGCUAGAAAUGAAUAGAUAAACGGAUUUCCUUAGCGUGAUAAUAAUUGUUGUUUGCCAAGAAGAGCAUUUAAGACAGAUUAUAACAAUGCCAGUUUCUAUGGUUACAAGGGUGCUAUUAAUCACUCUCCAGAUCAUUGGAUUUUACUGCUCCAACUCAAGACGCGUUAUAGAAAGAAUAAAGUAUCUUGAAACUAGAAUCAAUACAGAAUCACAGUUCAGAGAUGAAGAAUACGGAUAUAUUAUUGACAGACUUGAUGAGAUAGAUAAACGUUUGAAUGCGUCAACGGAACAAAGAGUAAGCUUUGUUAAUUCAGAUCAGAAAACAAGCGAUGUGAGCACAGAAACGGUAGACCAUUUACGAAAAGAUUUUACGAGAAUUAGGACAGCUUUUCGAGAGGAGAAAUCUGAAACUGCAAGAAUCCGCAGGGAAAUUCCAAAAAUUGAAAAUGAUUUAACUGCAGUUAAGCAUGAUUUGGAAUAUUAUUGUACAAUGAAUUUAAACAAAACUGAUGAGCUCAUAUCACGGGUUGAAGAAUCAGAUGUCGAGCGCAAAACCGACAUGGAAAUGACAAUUGAAGAGAUUUAUGGGGUGAAGUCUGCUUUAGAAAAUUCAAUCAAUAAUACCUCGAUACUUGUUGGACAGGAAUUCAAAGGCACAGCAGAAGAAAUUGAGGAAAGUAUUCAAAGAACUGUUAAAAAAGAAUUUAAAAUAAUGGAAGAUAACACAAAACAAGAGAUUGCUGACACCAAAGCAAAAGUUGAAAUAAUUGAAAUUCUAGUUAGUCAACUAUCUGCCCAUCUUGGACACUUGUUUGGAUACUAUUCUUGCUUAGGAAUGUUACGAUCCGGAGUCUAUAAAACACGAAUGGGGCUCGAGGUCUAUUGUGACCAAACCACAGACGGUGGGGGUUGGCUUGUUUUUCAGAGAAGGCAAAGUGGUGAGGUUGAUUUCUAUCGUAACUGGACCGAGUAUAGAAACGGAUUUGGUGAUCUGAAUGGUGAUUUCUGGCUAGGAAAUGAACAUUUGAGUAUUCUUACAGCAAAAGGAGAUCAUGAGCUGAGAAUAGAUAUGGAGGAUUUUGACGGAAAUAAGGCAUAUGCUAAAUACAGUAAGUUCAAGGUAUAUCCGGAAGAAGACAAGUACAAACUGGAGGUGAGUGGAUAUAGUGGAAAUGCUGGAGAUUCUCUUGGGUAUCAUAAUGGAAUGGCGUUCUCAACGUUCGACAAUGACAAGUCAGGACACUGUGCAAAAAGCUACCAUGGUGCCUGGUGGUACAAAAGUUGUCACUAUUCCCAUCUCAAUGGACAGUAUUUUGAUAUUCCUGGUAAAAGUGAUGCCAAAGGAAUCAGCUGGUGGUACUGGAAAAAUAAUCAUUACUGUUUGAAAAGUGUAGAAAUGAAAUUUCGUUAAACAAAUAAAAGAUGUAAAAUUCAAACAUCAUUAUUCAUUUAAACAAUCGUGAUGUUGAAAUUAGAAAGACAUGUGUAUUUCACAUUAAAGACAAAUGUAUAUAUUAAAGUUUUGCUCUUAAUGGUGAAGAUAACUGAUUAAAUCUUAAAAAUCAACAAUAUGAUGAACUCUUAGACUUCUGUAUAUGUUUAUAUUGGGAAACAUUGUACCAUGCAUGUAUGUAAGUAAUUUCUCUGCAACUCGACUGUAAAAUUUAUUCAAUAUGUUUUGUGUAGAUAAAAACUUGUGUACAAAUAUUUGUUAAAAACUGAAUCAUGUAUUAUGCACUGAAACUCUAGCUAUGGUCAGAAGGAAAUUCAAGUUAUAUUAUAAACGGUAAAAGAAAGCGUGUGCAGUUAGUAAAAAAACAUCAUAGGAAUUAAAACCAGUAAGAAGUAUAUCAAAUAUAUUGUAGCAAUAAUACACUGUCGAGAAAGAAUAUAAGAUUCUUUAUUGAUUGUAGGUGCAGAUAAAAUAUAUUUGACUUGGGCGAUAACAAUGUUCUGCCGAGUAAACAGUCGGAUAUUGCAAUCUGUACCUACAACCAAUAAAAGAAUCUUGUUCUCGCAUGCCAUGUUCAACAAAUAACAGGAAAAAUAAAAUCAAACAAACGAUUUUCUUAAAGCAUAUUUUUUCUUACAGGAGCGUAUUAACAAAGCGCGGGAAUUUUACGUCACGUUUUGAUGUUACAACGAUGAAUACAACAUGAAAAGUUGUGUUCAUUGCAUGACGUUUUUUGUGUGUUUUUUUUAAUCGUAAAAUAUCUUAUAACGAACAAAGAGGAACUAGGCAAUCUAUUUUUAUUCGGUUAUACGUAAAAUUAUAAUAUGAUUACUGUACGAAAUUACUACAUAUAAUUUUGUUGUUCGUUAUACGUCAUUUUCAGACGAGAGUCAUCUUAUUUCCCUUGGAUGUUCUUACACCCCUUGGUUGUAAGUAGAUGUUUUCCAGAUGUGAAAUAACUAGAAACCUCAGUCUGGUAUGCAAAAAUAAUUCAAGUAAAUAUUACAAUCAUGCCAAUUAAAAUAUAGACUCUAUCAAGUAAACGUAUUAAUUGAUUGCCAUCUUAUUAUUAUAGUAAUAUUUGUCACAUGAUUUAGCUACAACGAAAAUAGUCAGGUAACGGCUUAUUUGUAUAUAGUAUGUUUGAUUGUUUCGAUGAAUUAAUUAUAUACUGUUGCAUGAAUAAAUU
Molecule: messenger RNA, 2754 nt
Organism: Mercenaria mercenaria
Lineage: Eukaryota; Metazoa; Mollusca; Bivalvia; Venerida; Veneridae
Product: angiopoietin-related protein 7-like
Exons: 2
Coding region: 198-1523 (441 amino acids)
Source: RefSeq, a predicted model, not a curated record